Molecule: messenger RNA, 2220 nt
Organism: Melanaphis sacchari
Lineage: Eukaryota; Metazoa; Arthropoda; Insecta; Hemiptera; Aphididae
Gene: Gga
Product: ADP-ribosylation factor-binding protein GGA1
Exons: 12
Coding region: 359-2140 (593 amino acids)
Biological process (GO): vesicle-mediated transport; intracellular protein transport
Cellular component (GO): trans-Golgi network
Molecular function (GO): ubiquitin binding; small GTPase binding; phosphatidylinositol binding
Source: RefSeq, a predicted model, not a curated record
GGAAGAUAACGACGACGCUCGUAUCAGCUAUUUAGCCUCGCACGUCGCACGCCUACGCGAUUUUUUUUAUUUUAAUUUUCCUCGUGCACAACGUCCCGAGUCCAAACGUCGGCUAAUGGCUGGCUACUCCCCAGUCAAAAUGAGUGACACAUCUCUAGCAUAAUGUACACAGUCGGUUGUGACGUUGUGCCGAAUAAAACACAUUAUUAGUAACGUUUUGCAAUGUAGCCAGUCGAGUGGGCACAAAACAGUUCACUGUGCUAACAAUUACGUGUACCUAUAAUCUAUCAAAAUUAUUGUCCUGUGUGUACCUCCGACCGAAGACGCAGUGCGCGUUGUGAACGAUUGUCACUCAAUAAUGGACAUCGAUCCAAUUAUAGUGUCCACGAGCUUAGAAGCUCUAAUUGAAAGAGCAACUAAAAAUAGCAACGAAAAAAUUGACAGUGCUGCUAUGAUUGCUUUUAGUGGAUUUGUGCAAAGAGAUCCAGAAUGUGCGCCUUUAGCUGCAAAGUGUAUUUUAGCCAAAAUUCAUUCAAUGCAGGAAUGGGAAGCUUUACAGGCCCUUCAUUUAUUAGAUAUAUGUAUGCAGACUGGUAGUGCUAGUUUUCAAGCUGAAGUUGGUAAAUUCCGCUUUCUUAAUGAACUUAUACGUUUAGUAUCUCCCAACUGCAAUGGAAUUCACACACCAGAAUUAAUUAAAAACAAAAUAAUUGAACUUCUUGGCUUAUGGUCAACACAAUUCCCCAAAGAAAUUAAAAUACAAGAUGCCUUAGAUAUGUUAAAAAAACAAGGAGUAGUAAAGGAUUUUUUAUUUGAAAAUAUGCCAUCAAAAGCAACUACUGCUUCUAAAAUGGAUUCCAAUAAAGUGUCAAUUUUGAAUGGAGAAAAAUCAUUAUUGCUGCAAAAAUUGCUUAAAAGUAAAAAAUCAGAAGAUCUCAAAGCUGCUAAUGAAUUAAUUAAAUCUAUGGUUGAAGAAGAAGAGCAGAAAGCAGAAAAAAUUAGCAAUAUGCUGGCUGAUAUUGAAAUAACCUCGAAUAAUGUUAAAUUAUUAUCAGAAAUGCUCAAAUCAUAUUGUGAUGGUUCUAGUUCGUCAAAUGAUUUAGAACUUAUUAAAGAGUUAUAUGAUACUGUAAAACAAUUGGAACCAAAAGUUAAAACAAUGUUAUCACUAGAAAUUCCAGAAAAUGAAGAUACUGUUAGAAAAAUAAUCAAACUUAAUUAUGAAGUAAAUGAAACAUUAAAAACAUAUAAUGAAGUCUUAGAAAAUUUCAAUAACAAAAAACCAACUGAUCAAGAAAAUGAGGAAAAUUUGUUAGACCUCAAUAUGUCAUCUAUUUCACCUGGAAAAAAAGACUUUUUUAGUGAAUCUAAUUUUAAAAGAAAUAAUGGAUCAGCAAAUGUUAAGGAACUAGAUGAUUUUUUACAAAUGUCACAUCCUUUAAAAGGACUUAUUCCUUCAAUGCCUGAAGUUGUAAAUUCUCAAAAAUGUGUAGGAAUUAAGGAAAAUAUAUUAAAUGUAGACUUAUUUGAAGAAUUAAAUAUUCUUGGUAAAAAUAUUUUGAAUAAACCUCGUGAAACUAAAAAUGUUGAAAAAUCAUUUAAUUUGACAGACACAGAAUUUAAUUCAGAUAUUAUAAAAAAAAAUGGUAUAUCAGAGGAACCAUUGUUUGGCACACAAGAUUCAAUUAUAUUUGAACAACCAAAAAGCUAUAGUCUUCAGAUACAGCCUCUUGGUGAUAUUAAUAUUAAAAUUGAAGACAUUAUUCCAUGUCCAAAUUUCAAUGUUGUGAGCUUGUUUGAUAAGAAUGAUAUAAGUACAGAUCUACAUUUAGCAGCAAAUAAACCAAGAGAAGAUGUUACAGUUUUUGUUAUUACAACUCGAAGCAAAUGUAAACUUCCGUUAUUUCAUUUUUCAUUCCAACCAGUUGUUCCAAAAGAUUGUAGGUUACGUAUAUUACCACAAUCAAGAACCAAUCUUCCUGUUUAUAAUGCAUUUUUACCACAAGAAACUAUUGUACAAAUCAUACUAGUUGCAACUCUAAAUAAGGAAUUUAUACCUUUAAAAUAUGUCAUAAGUUAUACAAUGGAUGGUGAAAUGUUCACUGAAUUUGGUGAGACUGAACAGCUAUGCAUAAACUAAGGUUAUAAUAAUUAUGAAUGUUAUGAUCUCGAAAAAACUUAUUUCAAAAAAUGUAUGAGUACAUAUUUUAAUUUAAUUUA